AUGGCGGGCGCGGUGGCAGUUAUUGAGCAAUCGGCGAACGUGAGAGACCAGUGGGAGAUACGCUUCGCUCGCUUCAUUCCCUAUCCUUCUCGCUCUUCCUCGUCCAAUCUCCUUCCUCUCCCUCCUCGCCUCCGCAACCUCCCUCCCCGCGGCAGCUGGAUCUCCUCCUCCUCCGUUGCCUUCCUCCGCCUCACCUCUCACCUCUCCCACCUCCUCCUCACCGUCUCCUUCAACGCCACUCUCCUCGAAGAGCACUACGUCUCCAAACUGCAUUUUACGUGGCCUCAGGUGUCGUGCGUUUCUGGAUACCCUGCCAGGGGCAUCAGAGCUGUGCUAGUUAGCUACAGAGAUCCCCUAGGCGAGGCAUAA
Messenger RNA from Sphenostylis stenocarpa, 369 nucleotides. The record is from the annotation of a GenBank genome assembly. NCBI's taxonomy places the organism in Eukaryota, Viridiplantae, Streptophyta, Magnoliopsida, Fabales, Fabaceae.